Messenger RNA from Toxotes jaculatrix (banded archerfish), 2199 nucleotides. It is a transcript of the gene tspan14, whose product is annotated as tetraspanin 14. The transcript is spliced from 9 exons. Lineage: Eukaryota; Metazoa; Chordata; Actinopteri; Toxotidae. Gene Ontology annotation, biological process: protein localization to plasma membrane; protein maturation; regulation of vascular endothelial growth factor signaling pathway. Bases 132 to 935 code for a protein of 267 amino acids. Gene Ontology annotation, cellular component: membrane. The record is from RefSeq and is a predicted model, not a curated record.
ACCACAGAAGAAGAGGAACCGACUUGUUUGUGUCGCAAGAGCAGAAGAAGAAGAAGCAGCAGUCCGCCGCGGGCACAGUUCGUUUGAUUAAAGUGUCGGAAACAGAAACGUGUGGAUUAAAGUGGUCUGAGAUGCAUUACUAUCGAUAUGACAGCGCGGAGGUCAGCUGCUGCUACAAGUAUCUGAUGUUCAGCUACAACAUCAUCUUCUGGCUGGCUGGAGUUGCCUUCAUUGCAGUUGGUUUCUGGGCCUGGAGUGAAAAGGGAGUCUUGUUGGACCUGACCAAGGUGACCCAGCUGCACGGUUUUGACCCGGUGUGGUUGGUCCUGGUGGUGGGAGGAGUCACCUUCAUCCUGGGCUUUGCUGGCUGCGUGGGAGCUCUGAGAGAAAACAUCUGUCUGCUCAAGUUUUUUUCGGGUGUGAUCGGUUUCAUCUUCUUCUUGGAGCUAACGGCGGCGGUGCUGGCGGUGGUUUUUCAGAGUCAGGUCAGAGAAUGGAUCAACGACUUCUUCCUGGCAAACGUCAAAGCGUACAGAGAUGACAUCGACCUGCAGAACCUCAUCGACUCUCUGCAGAAGACGAACCACUGCUGUGGAGCUCAGGGGCCGAGCGACUGGGAUCUAAACGUGUAUUUCAGCUGCAACGAGACUCACCGCAGCCGAGAGAGGUGUGGCGUUCCUUUCUCCUGCUGUAUCACGGAUCCUGCUGACUCUGUGGUGAACACUCAGUGUGGCUACGACGUGAGAAACAGACUACAGAAGGAGUGGAACGAUCAUAUCUACAUUAAAGGCUGCAUCGCAGCACUGGAGGACUGGUUACCUGGAAACCUCUACACUGUGGCCAUCGUCUUCAUCGUCAUCUCUCUGCUUCAGAUGGUGGGGAUCUACUUGGCCAGGACUCUGAUCUCUGACAUUGAGAAGGUAAAAUUCAGCUAGUGAGGUCUACGUCUCUGUGGGUGGAGAUGACACCUGCAGGGGGCGGGGCUUUACACCAGGACCAAGUUUCUUCAGUCAGAGCCGUGCCUUCUUCCUCUUCUUCUUCUGUCACUCUGUUGUAUCCUUAUGCCGUCAGUUCAGUCUCUGGAUGAUGCUGUUGCUAUGGUGACUGAAAACAUUGCAUUCUGGUUUGUUUGUUUGUUUGUUCACAUCGGCUGAGAGAUGCGCUGAUGUCCUGUUGAUAUUUUAUCUGCACCAGAGUGCCUUCACUUUUCCUGCAUUUUAAGAGGCUUCUCGCUGCCACUGUACAGACUGCUUCAGCCUCUUUUAUUGAACCAGUGUGACCUUUGACCUGAGGGUGAGCCUCGGUUAACCCUGACUGUACCGUUCAGUGCCUCCUUCAUCAUCAUCGCCAUCAUCACAGUUUCAGUGGUUUUAAAACAGGAGCGCGUCUGUAUCUGUAUCUGAUCUCAGUUCAGAGUUUAACUGGGGCAUUGAGAGGAGGAGGAGUCAGUGAUGUCAUCCAGGUGUGACACAGCAGGUGAAGUCUCCUUUACUGUGUGAUCGUAGCUCCCUGUUGUUUAGAUAUAAAAACAAUGAAAUGUUUUGUGAGGCUGAAUCUUUAUCCAAUCAGAGCUUGACACGUACUGAUGGCCCCGCCUCCAAGACUCAAACUGCAAAAUACAAAUCUCACCUGCCGAUAGUCACCUGAUCAGCCAGGAACACAAAGAGCGGCUGCGAGUCCUCGUUGGCCUGGACGCGUCACAAGCUCGGCCGCUGACUCUUUUUGUUUUGAUCGAUGCAUUUAUUGAUUGACUGAUUGAUUGACUGAACGUGACAAAAUGAAACAAACCUGUGGAAGCGUCGAGCUCUCAUUGGUUCGCAGGUGAAGCUGAGUCACAGCCCGCGAAACCAGUCAGAUGAAAUCUGCUCCACACGUUUGAUUCAACAUGAAGACUGAAAACUUUAUUGACACUGGAUUCCUGUUAACAAGCUUUGAAUAAAUAGUUUGUUGUUAUUGUGCAUGAAUAAAAGUUUCAGGAUGUUUGAGCCAAUCACAGCAGAGGAAAUCUUGUAUUUCACUGAAUUUUUGUUAAAUUUCAGCUUUAAUUCUUUUGCUGUUUUAUUUUCCUGUCGAUGAAUCAAUAAUCGAUCAGUUUAAUUAAUUUUUAACAACAUGACUUUUAUUCUGAAGGGAUUCUUUUUUUUACAAAUGAAUUUCUAUCUUUUUAUAUUCAGCAAAAUAAAAGUCCUUUUGGUCUGA